This is a messenger RNA of Homalodisca vitripennis (glassy-winged sharpshooter), 2063 nucleotides long. RefSeq names its product V-type proton ATPase subunit H (gene VhaSFD). Gene Ontology annotation, molecular function: protein binding; proton-transporting ATPase activity, rotational mechanism. Gene Ontology annotation, cellular component: vacuolar proton-transporting V-type ATPase, V1 domain; lysosomal membrane. Gene Ontology annotation, biological process: proton transmembrane transport. The coding region runs from base 89 to 1642 and encodes 517 amino acids. The transcript is spliced from 11 exons. The record is from RefSeq and is a predicted model, not a curated record. Lineage: Eukaryota; Metazoa; Arthropoda; Insecta; Hemiptera; Cicadellidae.
GCAGAUCAUAUGAUCAGCCUUCUGUCUCUUGGGGAGUCAACCCAAAUUUUACCUUUUACAAACAUUGGUGUUUUCAACAUAGUUUAAAAUGUCUGUGAAACCAGUGUCCGCCGUUUCAAUGAAGGACAUGCUGAGGGAUAUGCCUGAUGAAAAGAUUGACAUGUUGGCUGCAACCAGCGUGUUACAGCAAAAAGCUACGGAGAUCAGAGGCCAACGUGUCAACUGGCAAUCAUAUCUCCAGUCUCAGAUGAUAACACAAGAAGACUUCUCAUUCAUCACAUCAUUUGAUAAUGCAGAUGCUGCUGGACGUGAAAGCCUGUUGAAGGAUAAACGUACGCAGUGCGCUAAAACCUUUCUCAAUCUGCUGGAACAUGUGUCUAAGGAUCAGACCAUCCAGUACGUACUGGUCAUGAUCGAUGAUAUGCUACAGGAGGAUCGUACCCGGGUGGAGAUUUUCCGAGAGUACUCAAUACGGAAGCGAGAGCCGAUCUGCGGUCAGUUCCUGAACUUGCUGAACGGCUCUGAUGGUUUCAUCAUUAACAUGACAGCGCGUAUCAUCGCUAAAGUGGCAUGCUGGGGUUCGGAGCUCAUGGAGCAGAAGGAUCUCCAGUUUUACCUCACCUGGCUCAAGGAUCAGUUGACUAUCAACUUCAAGGGUCUCGUCCAGUCACGGGAGAGUGGUGUCGAAACUCCUGAUCCCCACGCAGCGUUUGAUCCGGUUGUCGCAGAAAUUAAAAGACAGGAGGCUUUGAACAACGAAUACAUGCAGUCAGUGGCAAGAUGUCUGCAGAUGAUGCUCAGGAUCGAUCAGUACAGAGCUGCGUUUAUCUCCGUUGACGGUAUCUCCACGUUACUCAGCGUACUCUCAGGUCGCGUCAACUUCCAGAUCCAGUACCAACUUAUAUUCUGCAUCUGGGUUCUCACCUUCAACCCUAAACUGGCAGAGAGGAUGAACAAAUUCAAUGUUAUUCCCAUCUUGGCAGAUAUACUGAGUGACUGUGUAAAAGAAAAGGUGACUCGAAUCAUUCUUGCCGUCUUCAGGAAUCUGAUUGAAAAACCUGAAGACAGUUCAGUAUCAAAGGAACAUUGCAUUGCUAUGGUUCAGAGCAAGGUUUUAAAACAACUGAGCAUUUUGGAACAGCGUAAAUUUGACGAUGAAGACAUUGUAGAAGACGUCAACUUCCUGAAUGAAAAGUUACAAGCAUCAGUCCAGGAUCUUAGUUCAUUUGACGAGUAUGCCACAGAGGUCAAGUCUGGCAGACUGGAAUGGAGUCCAGUUCAUCGUUCCGCUCAGUUCUGGAGAGAAAAUGCUCCUCGUCUCAACGAGAAAAAUUAUGAACUUCUAAGAAUUCUGAUCCACUUACUGGAAAACAACAGGGAUGCUUUGGUCCUCAGUGUGGCGUCUUUUGACAUCGGAGAGUAUGUCAGGCACUAUCCUCGAGGAAAACAUGUAAUUGAACAGUUGGGUGGCAAACAACUCGUGAUGCAGCUGCUGUCUCACGAGGAUCCCAACGUGCGCUACGAAGCCCUUCUCGCAGUCCAGAAGCUCAUGGUUCAUAACUGGGAAUAUCUUGGCCGACAGCUGGAGAAAGAGCAAAGUACCACGACCGGUGGCAAACCUGCCGUUGCUGGAAAGGCCUAGAAAUAGCUUUCGGGUAGAGUACUACAUGUCUUAGUGGUGGUUUUAUGUUCACACUGUACAUUCCAUUUCGUAUGUUUACAUUUUUGGAUGAGGUUUUUGCAUUGUCAAAGGUUGGUUACAUAAAUGUUUUCUUUGAUUUAAUGUCCAAUUAUUUUACACUAGUCAACUGAUUGUUAGCCGUAAACAUCUCUUAUACACAACAUGAUUGUUGUUUUUGAAAAGUUUUUGGGUUCGUCCAAUUUAAAAAUGAGUAUUCAAACGUAUAAAAUUUACUUAUAAUUCGCAAGAUCUAGCGGUAGCUGAGCUUAGCUAAGUGUAAAUAAAAUGUUAAUACAACUUAUAUUCAGUAUUGUUUAUAAAUUAUAUAAAAGUUUAUUGUAAAAUAUGAUUAUGUGAUUAAAUGUUACUUCUGUAAAUGUGA